UGCCGAGGAGGCCAUCACUUCAUCAGAGCCUUCAGAGUCCAGUGUAGUGCAGUGAAGGCAGCAGCAGAGCGUGAGGUGCAGUGCACUACCAGGCAUCAAGAAAUGGAGCUCCAGGCGAGGUGCCUCUGCGUCGUCGCGAUGCUCCUGGUGGCCGGCCUCGCCGGGCUGGAGACGGCGCACGGUGCGGGGGAGUGCGGCCGCGUCCCGGUGGACCAGGUGGCGCUCAAGCUUGCCCCGUGCGCGGCGGCCACGCAGAACCCGCGCGCCGCGGUGCCGCCGAGCUGCUGCGCGCAGGUGCGCGCCAUCGGGAGAAGCCCCAAGUGCCUGUGCGCCGUCAUGCUGUCCGACACCGCGCGGAAGGCCGGCGUCAAGCCUGCCGUCGCCAUGACCAUCCCCAAGCGCUGCGCCAUAGCCAACCGCCCCGUCGGCUACAAGUGCGGCCCAUAUACUCUGCCAUGAAGUGAUCACGAGGAGCAAAGUGAUGGCUGGCAGAGUGGCACUGGCACCUGAAGGACUCCAAACUCUGACUAGCAAUAUGCCGUUACCUGCGUCAUAUCUUACUUUUCACAGAUCCCCAGAAUAAUGUGGCUGUAAUAAUGCCUGAACUUUGGAAUAAAAGUAUUUCUUUUCCCUGAA
Messenger RNA from Sorghum bicolor (sorghum), 636 nucleotides. RefSeq names its product non-specific lipid-transfer protein. Gene Ontology annotation, biological process: systemic acquired resistance. Bases 103 to 459 code for a protein of 118 amino acids. The record is from RefSeq and is a predicted model, not a curated record. The transcript has 2 exons. Gene Ontology annotation, molecular function: fatty acid binding. NCBI's taxonomy places the organism in Eukaryota, Viridiplantae, Streptophyta, Magnoliopsida, Poales, Poaceae.